AUGGAUCCAUCUACUGCUGCUGCUUCUUCUUCUUCUUCUCGUUAUAUUCGUCCCUCUGUGCCUAUAACAACAUCUCGUCGUUUAUACCCUCCUAAGCCCUCAUCUUCUUCCUCUUCUUCCUCCUCCGCAGCAGGAGCAUCAGGAGGAGCAGCAGGAGCAGCAGCAGCAGGAGCAGCAGCAGGAAGGAGCUUUUUGCUGCCUGAAGGAUUACCAUCACGUAAUGUAAUAGAGCCAUUGGGGUGUAUCCCCUACCUGCAGCAUAAAUCAGCAUUUGCUUAUAAUUAUUCUUUUUUAUUCCCUUUGCCUCCUCUUGCUGCUGCACCUAAAUUAGCUGCAUAUUCAUUACCUCCUUCUUUAUUCCUUAAUCCACAGCAGCAGCAGCAGCAACAGCAGCAGCAGCAGCAGCAGCAGCAGCAGCAACAGCAACAGCAACAGGAGGGAGAGGAGGGGCAGCAGCAGAACAAUCCUCUUAAACGUAAAUCACUGCAGCAAACAGAUACUCUUAAUGCUGAUAAUACUGAAUCUACUGCUGCUGCUGCUGCUGCUGCUGCUGCUGCUCCUGCAGCAGCAGCAGCAACAACAACAACAGCAGCAGCACCAUCUGUAGUAGAUGCAGCAUGGCAGCAGCAGCUGCUGACUUCUUUUGAUUCAAUUGCUCUUCUUCCUUCCUUAGUUAAUCCUCUUGGGUAUCCAAGACUAAUAGGAGAUCCAGCAGCAGCACUCCUAUCCGAUCAGCAGCAGCAGCAGCAGCAGCAGCAGCAACAGCAGCAGCAGCAAUUUGUGCAGCACCAAAUAAGCAAAAUGCAUGCAGAUGAUGUUUAUCUUCUAUCUAAUAUUUUGCCAGAGUUCGCCAAUAAUGCUAAAAAAAUAUGCAGAGGCAGCACAAAUACACCAGAAACAGCAGCAGCAGCGCAGCAGCAGCAGCAGCAGCAGCAAACAGCAGCAGCAGCAGCAGCAGCAAAGGCUGCAGAUUCAAACAAAAAACAAUUCAUACAUCCUACAAGACCACAUCUUAAAGUUAAAAGAGUGCUGCCUGUGGUGCUGCUGCCUAAGACAUCUGAUUCUGAAUUUGUUCAUCUUGGCUUUGAUUUACCCGCUGGAGAAGCAAACAUGUUAAACUUACAGCCUUCCCCUCCUGCUGCUGCUGCUGCUGCUGCUGCUGCUGCUGCUACUGCACACGAGCAGCAGCAGCAAGACCACCAGCACCAGCAGCACCAGCAGCAGCAGCAGCAGCAGCAGCAAGCUCUACCAUGGGCGCUGCUUCUGCCUGGCGAAGGAGGAGGCCCCUACGAUCCAAAUCCAAUUACCUAUGCGCUGUAUCUAAGAGAGAAGGGCAGACCUUCUGCUGCUGCUGCUGCUGCAGCAGCAGCAGCAGCAGGAAAGAAGGAGGGCACAGAAGGAGUUGUCUAUUCCUUCAGGCGCAACUAUUUGUGGCAACAGCCUCCUCCAUCAUCUAGUUCUAACAAUGAGAGGGCUGUCUUGUUGAUUGUACCUCCGGAGACACCUGAAGGUGCAGCAGCAGCAGCAGCAGGAGGAGGAGGUGCAGCAGCAGAUGCAACAGCAGCAAAUGCAUGCAUGCUGCUGCCUCUUGUGGGGCCAAGACGCGUGCUGCUCAAGGCAGGAGCGAGCAGCAAACCUCCAGGGCUUUUUGUUACUGCUGCUGCUCCUGCUGCUGCUAAUAAUGCUGCAGCAGAUGACUUCGAGGGAGGUCUUAAUGCUGCAGCAGCAGCAGCAGACGGGUAUGGCAUAAAGGAGAAGACAGACGAAGAAGAUGCAGGUCUAUUUAGUGAUGAGAAUGACGAUGAAGAUAAAGGGCAUGCAGCAGCAGCAGCAGCAGCAGCAACAACAACAACAGCAGCAGCAGCAGCAACAACAACACCAGCAACAGGGACAGGAGAAGGAGCAGGAGCAGGAGCAGGAGCAGCAGAGCAAGGAGCAGGGGAAGGAGCAGCAGCAACAACAACUAAAGGUAAGGGGAAUAGACGGAGAGACAGCAGCAGCAGCAGCGGUGGCAGCAGCAGCAGCGGCAGCAGCAGCAGCGAAGACGAAGCUUCUUCUAAUUCCUCAUAA
Eimeria maxima is the source of this 2070-nucleotide messenger RNA. RefSeq lists its product as hypothetical. Bases 1 to 2070 code for a protein of 689 amino acids. The transcript has 4 exons. The record is from RefSeq and is a predicted model, not a curated record. NCBI's taxonomy places the organism in Eukaryota, Apicomplexa, Conoidasida, Eucoccidiorida, Eimeriidae.